Molecule: messenger RNA, 2445 nt
Organism: Paramecium tetraurelia
Lineage: Eukaryota; Ciliophora; Oligohymenophorea; Peniculida; Parameciidae
Exons: 5
Source: RefSeq, a predicted model, not a curated record
AUGUAAUAUGGAAAUCACACUCCUUCUCCUUAAAGAUCUAAUAAUGGAUUAUAAGGAUAGUAGGGGAGAUCAUAAAAUCAAAAAAAAGGGUUUAAAGCAUCAUAGAAAAAAAUGAAUAUAAUUUCUAUUUAAAACCAACGAACAAACAAGAUGGCUCAAUAAAUUACAUCAUAGAGAAGUCCUGUUAAUAUGUCAACCAAAACUACUAAAUAGACAAUUGAAACUAAGAGAAGCGUAUCACCAGAAGAAUUAAAAAAAAAGAGUAGAAAAAGCCCUCAAUAAACAAAGCAACAAUCAUCUAAAGACACAAAUAAUAUAAAGUAAAAAAAUGGUUCACCUUUAAAGAAAUAUAUAAAAUAAAAGCAGGUAUCCUAAUAGAUGAAAGAAAAUGAACUAAAAUAGAAAUUAAGGGAUUAUGAAUAAAAGAAGUAAUGCAAUUUAGAUAAGUUGAAGAGAAAAACAAAGAAAAUAUUUGAAAAAUCGAAAAAAUAAAAAAAAUAAUGCAUAAAAGAUAAACCUUUGUAAAAAGAAAAAGUUAUAGAAAUAAAAAAAAAGUUUGAAGAAAUUUCUAAACGAUUUGAAAAGUUUUAGAAUGCUUAGAUUGAAUAGUUCUAACAAUUAAUAGCUUAAAAAUAAUUGUAAAAUUUAGAAAAAGAGAAAGAUCAAGAAAAUAUUUAUGAAUAUUAUCUAAAUUAAGCUGCUUAGACUAUUUAAGUGAAUUGGAGAGAAUUUUUGAAGAGAUAAAAAUAACAGAGGAAGUCUCUUCCAUCCUAAAGGUAAAGUAUAGAUUGGGAAGCAAAUGCAGUAAUGUCAUAAUAAACAUUAAAUAGUGAUGAAGGAUUAUUGUUUUGUCAGGGAGGAGAAAAGCAGGUUCAUAUAUCAAACAUUAGAAGUUCUGUGGUAUCUGAGGAGUCUUUAUCAAUUAUGAAUCAACUCAACCAAGAAUUAGAUAAUUGGAAUGUCUAUAUUUAGAGUAUUGUUAAAAAUCAAGAUCUGUCUUAAAUCAAUAGAUAAAUGCAGCAAUCAAUCAUAAAUAUUGUUUAAAACCAUUUGAAAAAAUCUGAAAGUUUAUCUGACAAAAGAAGUGAGAAUGAAAUACAUUAAGAAAGAAGCUUUAAUUCUUAUAGAAAAAAAUUAAGCGAUGAAUUAUCAAAAUCCUCAAUUUUGUAACUCCAAUAAUAGGCUUUGAGAGGAGAAGGAAAGUUAUUAGGAUUCCGAGAAGAGGCAAUAUAUUUAAGGUAUGAAGCUGAAAAAAAGUCAGUUAAUUCUGAGAAUAAGUAAUCUCUUGAUGAAUGGCUCAAUAAUGAAUUGGAAGAUCUAUAAAAUACCAGAAAAGCAAUAGAGAUAUGUCAUAAGAGAGAAAUAUCAGCCUUAAAAAAGAUUUAGAGGGAUAUUUUAAUAGCUUCAGAAGAGUUAGAUAAAGAUUCUUCAGAAAAUUAACAAAUCUAAAUAAUAUCAAAGCAAAUUGAUGAUUCAUUUAAUUAAGUGACUAAACAAAAAUAUGAAAACAUAUUUCAGGAAGAUAUUUAAAAGACAAUUAAUUUGAUAACUGGAGAAAUCUUUAAUGAUCUAUUAGAUGAGUUAAUAGAUGAAGUGUAAAAUAAUAAAGACAAUUUCUUUAUAUUUUUUUCAGAUCUUAAUAAGGAUAUUAUUUCAAUCGCUCCUACUUCUGUAAGAGAAAUCUAGUCUUAUCUCGAAGCCCUUUUUAAGUUUGUACUCGAGAAUUAUUCUACUGAUUUAUUAAAACACUUGAAUUUACCUUUCGGUUUUACUCCUUUGAAAAGAAUGAAAUUGAUCCAUGGAUAUGAUGAUGAUGAAAAUAAUGAAGAAAUUGAUUAAAACAUAGCAUUUCCAUUAAGCGAUCACAUAUUUAUAGAGUUUGAAAAUUAAAGACUCUAAGAAUUGGAUUUGAAUGAUUAGAUUGCAUUUACUAUUCGUGAAUUAGAGCAUAUACAUAACAAAGCUAUUUUUGAUGCUAGCAAUGAAGCUCUAAAUUAUGAGAGACCAUAUUUUCUAAAUUCUGGGAUUGUUUAUCCUUGGUAGAAAAUUAACCAAAGAAUUUUUAUGCCAAAUCAAUUGGAAUAAAUCUUAGAGUAAUCAAAAAAAAAAGUAAUCGAUUGGAGCAGUUUUCUUUGUGGAUUCUUACCUUUAGAGGAAAAUGAAAAAGUAAAAGAGGAAAAGUAAUAAAUUAUUGAAGAGAAAAAACUAUCUAUGAAAUUACAAUAAUUAAAUUUAUUUGAGAAUCCUACAGGAUCUGAUUAUAAUUCAUCUUUCGAUAAUUUGGGUUUGAUUAGAGAUGAAUAAUUAUAUAAAUUACUUAUUUAAGAUAUAAAAGAGUCAGAAAACAAGUGGUACCUUGUUGAAGAUGAAAGAGUUGACUAUUUAAUGGAAUUAAGCGACUAAAUAUUUGAGUAGCUAAUAGAAGAAUUUUAAAAAGAAUUUUGA